UUCAGUCGCAUCGAGAGCUUUGGAGCGAUCGGAACCUCGGAAGUAAGUGAUAAGGAGAACAGAAGCCAUGGGCUGGAGGAUGCUGGUGCUGCUGAUGCUGCUGAUGCUGGUGGCCUGUGGACGAGCGGCGGGUAACCAGAACGUGAAGUGCUCCAUUAAGGUCUCCGAUUUGAGGGUCGGCGAAGUGAGCGAGGCAACCUGCACAUGUAUCAACGCCGAGAACGAGUCCUUGCAGAUUUACGUGGAAAAAGAGGGAACAUUUAAUGGAACCAGGAACGGCAACGUGCUGCUCUACAGGAGUACCAAACUCGAUCAGAAAUUCUAUCAAAGACACGAGUGCCUUGUGAAUGGUAACCUAUAUGCCAGUGCCUACGUCAACGUGUAUCCCCGACUGGAAGUGACGGACUUCCGGUGCAGCUACUGGGAUGUGGAGUACAGAUGCCAGUUUGCGCAGAUGGAGGAGCAUUUCUUCAAGGACGAGACCCACUACCAGCUGUCGCGGAACUCGGACAAGCCGGUCGAAUGCUCGAAGAACGAGAAGCGCCGCGUGCUGUGCCAAGUGCCCGCCAAUCGAGGCGAUGUUCCCGGCGGAACCUUCCACCUGCUCAUGAGCGACAAUUUGGGCAACCAGACUCAGCAGUUCCCGCUAAAGCAGACCGAUGUGGAGGUGCUGGAUUGGCCAGAGGGCAGAGAUGGAAGCCUAAAUUCCACGGACAAGGCGAAAGCUAACGAACCAACCUGCUAUUGGUGGAACGGUCCAGUUGCCCAUCGAACUGGCCGGAUGGUUGAGUGGAAUGUGAUGCUGCGGCACGAGGAUCCCCGCCUGUCCAGGAAUCUCACGGUGCACCAGAUGCGGAUCCACGCGAUGCAGGAGAAGAUUUGCUUUGCCAGCCCACCGGAAGGCAAUCAGCGGUUCCAUGUGAGUCUCAGGCGCCGCUUUGAGAUCCCGAACGCCCAGUGGUCGCUGAUCUGGAACCUCGAGAAAGAAUUGGAAACGGAAAUCAGCCUGCCCGCUCGCCCGCCCACAUUUCUGGCCAAUGGCUUCGCCUAUGAGCCCAAAAAGAAGGAGCUGAGGGUUCACUGGGAGCAGCUGAGGAACGUGGAGUUCAACGGACCCCAGCCAAAAUACCUGGUGACCAGCGACAAUGGCAAAGUGGAUAAGAUCUUCAAGAGUUCGGCGAUCAUCACGGAAUGGGAUGAGGAAAAACCAGGCACGGUGGAGGUGUGGAGCCAGAAUGUCAAGGGGAAAUCCGAGAACAGCAGCCGCUUGGAAGUGCCCGGACUGAGGGACGUCCAGGAGCGGCAGGUGACCCGGUAUAGAUACGACGAGAAAAGCUACAUCCUCACCUGGAACAAGCCGGAGAGGCAGGAGCAUCUGGAGGGCUACAUGGUCUAUUGGUGCCAGUUCUCCGUGGAGAUUGAGAACGAUUGCAAUGACAACGCCUCCAUAGCGUCGCAAUUCACCCGGUAUCCGGAGUUCAAUUUCACCAGCCGAACUUCGGGCGACUACUUCCGCCGCGGCGUGUCGACCAACUAUUCGGAUGGUCCGAGUGGAGGAAUCGCCUGGUUGCCGGGCAACCAGAACAGCCCCGAGGAGGAGUCCGCGUACCUGCGGUAUGUGGAGGGCAGCAUCGCUUUGGUGGUGGUGCUCCUGGUGAUCUUCCUCGUGGUCCGCAAGCUGCGCAAAAUGGCCGACAUUCGCGUGGAGCUGCCCGAUAUGAGCAACGAUAUGAUGAUGGUGAACUGUGUGGAUUUGGCAGCCGAGGAGCCCAAAUAUCCGGGCUCCAUACCUGCGGAAAAGUUCUAUGAACCGCCACUGAAGAGCGUCACCUUCGAGGAGCCCGACAUCGAGCUCCAGGCGAUGCCGAUCGAUCAGCCACGUCCACCCGCCGCCCCGUCGAAUCAAUAUGUCUGCAUGGCGGCUCCCAGCAGCGAUGGCUAUAUAAAGCCUCCUCCUGGACGAUGAUAUCUAUA
This is a messenger RNA of Drosophila takahashii, 1974 nucleotides long. RefSeq names its product eye transformer (gene et). The record is from RefSeq and is a predicted model, not a curated record. NCBI's taxonomy places the organism in Eukaryota, Metazoa, Arthropoda, Insecta, Diptera, Drosophilidae.